CUGACACGUGACCUGCUUUUCCAACGCGUCCUAGCGCGUCCUGCACUUCCCACACCGACUCCGUUCGAUCGACAUCGGUCUUCUCCCCAUUUUCUCGCUGACAAGACAACGCAUUUUCUGCGUUCUCUGCUUCUCUUGUGAAGCUUCACCGACUCUAUUUACACGAUUGUCAAUAUCGCAUCCUUCUCAACGCGCUUACGAUCCCCAAGACGCGUUUGCACUGACGAUCAAUCACCAUGGCACCUCCAACCUUCCCCAAUGGCUUGACUCUCUACACCAUCGGGUUUGCCGCUCUCAGAUACCCAGCCUUACCACCUCCACCGACCAAUGUCCCUUUGGGAAACAUCGUUGGCGCGCUCCAAUAUGUCCCAUCCGCAGCCCAACACCACGUCGUCGCCCAAAUUGCCUCGCAAUACCUCAAUGCUCUCAUCGCAUACCAAACGAGCGACGAACCUACCCUCCACGACCCCUCCCUCCCACAGUACUACAUUUCAACCGCCCUCAUUCUCCUCAACUUCCUCGCGAGCAGCAGUCCAGACGUCUGCAAACACGCCGCCAAACACCCCGCUCUCCUCAACGACGUCAUUGAGAAGCUCCUCAUACCCGACUUCGUCGAUCGAAUGAAGGCCGUCACUCGGCCCCCGGGCCCCAUGGGAAUCCCUCCCGCGAAGUUCGACGACGAUUUCGGCACGCUCUUGCAGUUCGUGUCAACGAUGCUUCUAUACCGUGCCGAGAUCGAGACCCUUCACCCUCGCAUAAAUGAGCUUAUACCCAAGCUCCGCGAGUGGAAGAGGGCGUAUAAGAAUUCUCCAGUUAAAACGAUAAAGAAUGCGUCGGAGAGGUUGGUGGACCAGAUCCAGGGGAUGGACCCAACAAUGAUUUCUAUGAUACGAGGAAUGCAGGAGACAAGUUUAGUGUGUGGGGUGACGAGUUGUAGGGUCACUGGGCCGGAGAGGCUGACGGUCUGCAAUGGGUGCAAGAUUCAGAGGUACUGUGGGAGGGAACAUCAGAAGGCGGAUUGGAAGUAUCACAAGAAUAUUUGUAAUAAGGGUUUAGUGGAGCCCGCUGAAGAUUGAGGAAUAGGAUCAUGUACGGAGAGAUGUUUGGAAUCGGGCACAUCUUCGCGAUCUCAUCUUGUCUGUACUGUUCAGUGACUGAAAAGCAGAGCACCUCAUUGGACACCGGUUUACUGGAAUCUCGUCUUGAGAAGUUUUCGAGAACACUCGCAGAACUUAUCGCGUGCAGCAACCCAGCUAUCGGGAGCCAACCCACGCCAUACUACGUGGCAUUGGAAAUUUCAGU
This is a messenger RNA of Hyaloscypha bicolor E, 1302 nucleotides long. RefSeq lists its product as uncharacterized. The transcript has a single exon. The coding region runs from base 237 to 1076 and encodes 279 amino acids. Lineage: Eukaryota; Fungi; Ascomycota; Leotiomycetes; Helotiales; Hyaloscyphaceae. The record is from RefSeq and is a predicted model, not a curated record.